AUGAAGCAACGCUGGCGCUUUAGUGGCUCUUCGUUAAAUGUUUUGGGUAGCCUCCAUGGAAUCAAAGCUGAAGUUGAAUUCAGGUGGAUCAAAUUGCACUACAACCCAGUAGGAGAUGGCGGCAAACGACCAAGAUUUAGCGAAAAGUUCGUUGAUGAAGAAAAUAUGGCCCGAAAAAAAUUCUGA
Opisthorchis viverrini is the source of this 186-nucleotide messenger RNA. RefSeq lists its product as hypothetical. The transcript has a single exon. The record is from RefSeq and is a predicted model, not a curated record. Bases 1 to 186 code for a protein of 61 amino acids. Lineage: Eukaryota; Metazoa; Platyhelminthes; Trematoda; Opisthorchiida; Opisthorchiidae.